Babesia bigemina is the source of this 525-nucleotide messenger RNA. RefSeq lists its product as hypothetical. Bases 1 to 525 code for a protein of 174 amino acids. The transcript is spliced from 2 exons. The record is from RefSeq and is a predicted model, not a curated record. Lineage: Eukaryota; Apicomplexa; Aconoidasida; Piroplasmida; Babesiidae.
AUGUUUAUUGACGCUGCCGUGAACGUUUUAUGCAGAGGUGUAUUUCCGUCGCCGGUUCAGUGGCAGUUGCAACACGUCAGGAAUCGCGUGUCGAUAUCUUCCUUCAAGCAGUGGAAGGAUCUCUUGAUUUUCAAAAGAUACGACGGCCAUCACGUCUGGAACCUGCCCCAACUUAAACCACAAGAAUUUGGAUUCCGACGCAUUCGCCGUAAGCCACCUUUUUUUAAGGUACGCAAGUUGAGUUUUCCCAAGGUGACGAAGUCGUACACUCCAAGUCACCCCUUCAAUCGCACGCUGCAAAUCGAGUACAACUGGCAGGCGUACUCCGCCCUGUACCACGAAUUUCAUGACGCAUUAAGGGAACAGCUACCCGGUGUUACCAUCAAUGCGAUAGCUAAAGGCGGCGACACAAAGCUCAAAGUUUCAACCGAAAACGGUUAUGUUAUCUUCGAUGCGGCUACGGACCGAUACAGUAAUGUACAAGACGUCAUAGAACACUGCUACCGAAACAUGCUGAAUCAUUAA